Messenger RNA from Solanum tuberosum (potato), 359 nucleotides. RefSeq lists its product as uncharacterized. The record is from RefSeq and is a predicted model, not a curated record. The transcript is spliced from 2 exons. NCBI's taxonomy places the organism in Eukaryota, Viridiplantae, Streptophyta, Magnoliopsida, Solanales, Solanaceae. Bases 46 to 258 code for a protein of 70 amino acids.
AUAUGCAUGUCAUAUGUGUGCACUUGACUAAGAAAAGGAAGUACAAUGGCUAGUUUAACUAAAGGAUGCCUAUAUUUGAAGACCUCUUGUCAAGAAUGGUUUAGCUAUAUUAAAGCAUUCUUUGUUGGUCAGGGGAAGAAGAUGAGAGCAAAAAGUGAGGAGGAAUUGACAGAAGCUGAUAUGGUGAAAGCUAAAAUGGAGGUUGAGGCUACUGAUGAAGCAGAGAAAACCAAAAAACAACUUAAUAAAUCAAGUUGAUUUUUCUAAUAUGUUUCUUUUACGUUGUCUAAUAAUAUAUAUUCUAUUAGGUACUCCAUAUUCCUUUCCUCAUUACGUCGAUGGGUUUUUUUAAUUCUUGA